Messenger RNA from Schistosoma spindalis, 417 nucleotides. The record is from the annotation of a GenBank genome assembly. NCBI's taxonomy places the organism in Eukaryota, Metazoa, Platyhelminthes, Trematoda, Strigeidida, Schistosomatidae.
AUGGCAUUUUUGAACGCUGUUAUUAAAGAUUCUGAUAUGGAUCAGUAUAUGCAAGAAGAGGCUUUGAAUGUAGCAGCAGAUGGAAUGGAUAGACAUGAUAUAGAUAAAGAUAUGGCUUCACAUUUGAAACAAUAUUUUAAUUUAAAAUAUGGAAGAACAUGGCAUUGUAUUGUUGGAAAACAGUUUGGAAGUUUUUCUAAUGAUAAUCUUUUAGUGAUAAUUUUAAGUAUGUUCAUUUAUUUUAAUAAAUUCUCAAGUAAUAUCACCGUUUUAAUUAUAAAAGUUAAUGAGAAUUAUUCUAUUCAACCAUUAUUAUUAUUACUGUUUAUGGUAUUAUUAAAAGUAAUUGUACUCACAUUAAAAACAAAUGAAAACACUGUAAAUGAAAUAUUUUUAUUGGAUAUGCAAAAUUCAUAA